This is a messenger RNA of Maylandia zebra (zebra mbuna), 2069 nucleotides long. The record is from RefSeq and is a predicted model, not a curated record. NCBI's taxonomy places the organism in Eukaryota, Metazoa, Chordata, Actinopteri, Cichliformes, Cichlidae.
UCAUUUAUAAAAUAGUUUGUCAGACAUGAGUCAGUUGCUGGGUAGUCAGGACUGUAUCGAAAGCCUCCGAAAAGACCUGGUUGACCUUCAGGGAGCGAUUCUGGACGUGUUUUCUCGAACCGGACCGCUCCGCUUUUCUUCCUGGAAGUUCCCGGACAAGCACUCCUGUAAUCUAGACAUGGUAGCUCUGCUAGAGCAGUAUGACUUUGUGGAUGGGGAAGAUGCGUUCAAUCAGCACUCCCACAUUGUUUUACUGGAGUUGGUGGUUGACAGACUGCUGCUUCUUGUACAAAGCUCCAGUGCUUACAUUGACCGACUGAGGGGCAGCCACAGGAGAGAACAAACGCCACAGAAGGGAUGCCUGUCAGUUGGUCUCAUAGUCACAAACUACUGGAGUAAUUUAGUUCAAUUUGCCAACAUAAAGGAGUCUGAACUCAGUAAAAGGCAGAUGGAAAGAAACAGUGAUGAGACAAACACUGCAUCACCUGUCUCACCUCAAAUGAGCUCAAGAACCAACUUUUGCAGCCGUUGCUUGUCUGCUUGGUCUUCAACGAGCACAUUUGAAAUUUCCCCACAGAAUCUCACAUCCUCCAGUCCCACCCACAGCAGUCCAUGCUCUCCUGUGUUUAGCAGUCAAAACAAAAGCUGCCAGACUGUCGAAUCAUCACUCAUUCCAUGCGAUGCGUGUCAUCAAGUGCAAACUCUUUUGAGAAAGACAGGAGACGCUCUGGUAGACCUGCUUCAGAGCGAGGGCCUGCCCUCAUCUCUGCAGCCUCUCUUAGCAGCUGUGGAUGACUCUCUGGAGCUGGGACGCAUGACAGCAGGCGAUGUUUCCCAGUGGGCCAAUGAACAGCGCAGGGACACGCGCAGGCUGGAAAAACACCUUCAAGAUGUGCGCUGUACGGUGCAGCCUCUUAAAGACAGACUAGCAGCGGCAGAAGAGGAACAGAAAAGAUUCAGGUCCCAGCUGGAAAGAGCACAAAAAGACUUCAAUCAAGAGAAGGAAAAGCUUCAAAUAAAUUCAGUCCAGCUUGAAUUUUCGCUGCAGAAAGCACAGAGAGUCAUUAAAGAAACAGAGAAAAGGCUGCAUGAGGAGCAACAGCAACAUAAGAGGGACACUAUGUCCUUGGAAGAGAUGAAUUUCAAACUGAAGGAGGAAAUAACAUUGCAGCAAAAUACCUUAAAAGCACUGGAACAUGAAAAGAAAGGACUGCAGGAGAGUCUGAACACCUUACAAAUAGAGGAAGAGGCCUGUUCUAAACUGCAGCACAGGAUCCAGCAGUUAGAGAGUCAGAUCUCCGACAUUCAGCUCCUGCUUGAUAAGGAGAAAGCGAAGUACCAGAGUGCCUGCCGUCAGCAAGAGUCAAUGCAGGCAAAGCAGAAGUCUUUGUUAGAGAGAGUCGACGCUCUCGACAAAGAGUGUGAAGAGCUGCAGAAGCAGCUGGGGGAGAGAGAUGAGAGGCAGAUCGGCCUACAGAGUCAGCUGCAACAGAUGUCAGAGGAGAAGGAAGAACUGCGGGCUCAGCUCACUCAACAGCAGGACCUGUGUUUGAAGCUCCAAAAUGAGAAACAGACCCUACAAAAACACACAGAUGAGCUAAACAACUGUGUGGAUGAGUUGAAGGAAUAUGUGCAAGCUUUGAGAGAGAGGGAGAGGCUGUUGGUGGCUUUCCCAGAGCUCAGCCCACUGGCUCAACCACAGAGUACAGGAAAUGUGCUUCUGGAUAUGCAGCAGCAACUGCAAGCAAAUAGCAUUCGUAUAAAUGUUUUGGAGCAGGAAAAUUCCACCCUUCUUAGAAGUCUGGAGAAACUGGGAGAAAGAGCACAACAUAAUGCAAGCAGGGAAGCCUCCACUCAGCAGACACACACUGCUUCUCUGCCCAGCACACCAACGGAAAAACGUCCAGCGUAAGUAUUCUGCUCUUUAGAUUAGUCUGAGUGAUACUGUGCAUCCAUUGUUGCCUUCUUCUUUGCUCCACAGGCAGAGCAGUGAUGCAGCAAGGCUGGGGUACGUUAACAGAGGAAAGGAAGCAGGAGGAGGAGAGAGUGGUGUGGAGUCAGAGGAUCGU